This is a messenger RNA of Chaetomium fimeti, 1557 nucleotides long. RefSeq lists its product as uncharacterized. Bases 240 to 1454 code for a protein of 404 amino acids. The record is from RefSeq and is a predicted model, not a curated record. Gene Ontology annotation, molecular function: protein binding. The transcript has a single exon. NCBI's taxonomy places the organism in Eukaryota, Fungi, Ascomycota, Sordariomycetes, Sordariales, Chaetomiaceae.
CCAAGCUUAUGCCCCGAAACCCUCCUUUCGUACCGAGACGUAAAGGGUGGAUCGAUCGGCAUUCCGCAGGUCCCUCCUGAGGGCAUGAAAGGCGAACCCUUUAUUUGUGGUAUCUGUGGCUGCAGCUGCCAGUUACCAAAGGCGAGUUGGAAGUCGUCCUGGAAGUAAGCAAGCCAACGUCCCCUUUCUUUCGUUCUCAAGCCCCCCGUGUCUCGACUCGUCUCGCAGUGCUAACGCUGAUGGAUAGGAAACACGUCCUCUCUGACCUUCAACCGUACGUCUGUAUUAUACCGGAAUGCAGCUUCACCAGGAUUCCAUUUCUGCACAAAACGGACUGGGUAUGUCACCUAGAAGUAGAUCAUGGCUUCGCCAGCUACUCUAAACAAAUGGUGUGCCCUCUGUGCCAGGAAGAUAUGAGCAGCUGGAAAAUAAGACAUCUAUCAGAGCACCUUGAGGAGGUUUCCUUGACCAUCCUUCCCGCAAAUGCGGAAUCUGAGGACGAAUCUGAUAGAGAUCUGGAGAAAGGAUCAAAGGACGAACCAAAGAUCCCUAACGCGGAAUCGGCGAAGCGCCCCGUGGACUCAACAGCAUCAUCAACAGCAUCGGAAUCAAGGUCAAGAAUCGUUAAUGUGGGCGACCUUGAUCACAAACACGACGAAUCGGCGUGGUCCCGAGGGAUUGCGUUGUACGACUUUACGCCCGGCCUGGCGAGCGAGCUUGCCUUGGUCGAAGGACAAAAACUGUGGAUUCUGAGAUCCGCUGAAGGUUCAGCAGAUGCCGCUUGGAUGCUAGCGUCGUCUGACAGAGGAGAGCGUCAAGGUUGGGUGCCGCGUGCGUACGUGAGGUUGACGGAAAACAGCACCGCUGCUGGAGAUGACGGCACACCCCAAGCUGCAGUUGCGAGCCCAGAAUCACCGCGCACAAGUACUACGUCUGAGUUUCACACCCCAUGGGAGGAGAGCCAUCAAGCCGAACCCCGCGUUGAUACCGGUGCCGAGAUGGUGGAACAGGCGUUGGCGGAUAAGGCCACUGCAUCACAAAGAAUCGGCCUUGCAAGUGAGGGUCAAGCCGCAUCUCGGGUGGCAGAAAUGGAUGGAGGUCACCGCGAGGGCCUCCAGGACCGUAACCCAACACGGCCGCCUUUGCCGUGCUUCGCAUUCGGAUGCAAUGCCGCCUUUCAUACAGCGAAUGACUUGUGGCGACAUCGAGAGUCCCUCCACGAUUAUCCAAGCGGAUGGGGGUGCAUGCAGCCUGGCUGCUCUACCGAAAAGGAGCUGGACCAACACCACGCCGCGAUGCACACAGAAUCUAGUCUCGAGAUUGGGACAAAGAUCAAGGUCGAAGCUGGAGCGGGCGAGGAAGACGAGAACGAUCCAUUUUACAAAAGGACGAGCAGGAGAAGCGGAAACACGAAGCCAGUUCUAAUAGACCUGACCCACGACAAUUCUGAUUAGAAUUACAAAUGAAAGAAGCCCGCUAGCAAAUUAUGCGGGAACACGGAAUGAAAGACAUCAGCGAGCGAGGGAAGGUCGUGGCUGAAGACGACCAGGUUUGAGU